AUGGCCUUCACCACGCUCAUCUUUGUGAUUGCGUCGUGCGUUGUGACGCUCCUUGCUUUCUGUGGCAACGCGCAGCUCUCAAGGAAUUUCUAUGCCACAACUUGUUCUAAUCUUCGUACUAUUGUGCGAAAUGCAACGCAGCAAGCCGUUACCAAGGAGCCUCGCAUGGCCGCUUCUCUCCUCCGCAUGCACUUCCACGACUGCUUUGUAAAUGGUUGUGAUGCGUCAAUUCUUUUAGAUGACACAACCACCGUCCAAGGUGAAAAGAAUGCACUCCCAAACAAAGACUCAGUGAGGGGUUACGAAGUUAUUGAUGAUAUCAAAGCUCAGGUGGAGGCAGCUUGCAAUGCCACUGUUUCUUGUGCAGACAUACUAUCGCUUGCUGCACGAGAUGGAGUUGUAUUGCUGGGAGGGCCUUCAUGGACAGUGGAAUUUGGACGACGAGAUGCAACAACAGCCAACCUCACCGGAGCAAAUACAGAUCUUCCAUCACCAUUUUCAGACCUUGCAACCCUAAUCUCCAUGUUCCAGGCCAAAGGCUUGACCGCCCAAGACAUGACUGCACUCUCUGGUGCGCACACCAUUGGACUAGCUCAUUGCUCUUUGUUUCGAAGUCGCAUAUAUAAUGACUCCAACAUCAAUUCUAGAUUCGCUGCUACUCGUCAGGCAUCAUGCCCACCCGACCAAGGCAACGGUGACACCAAUUUGGCUCCGCUCGACGUUCAAACCUCAGAACAACCAUUUGACAACUUGUACUACCAAAACCUUUUGACACAACGUGGACUUCUUCACUCAGAUCAAGUGCUAUUUAAUAAUGGGUCUCAAGAUGCCCUAGUUUUGAGUUAUAGCACUGACAAUUCUACUUUUUUUAGAGAUUUCUCUGCUGCAAUGGUGAAGCUAAGCAAAAUCAGCCCCCUUACUGGAACAGAAAGAGAGAUUAGAAGGAAUUGUAGGGUGGUUAACUAA
Malania oleifera is the source of this 966-nucleotide messenger RNA. Its product is annotated as peroxidase P7-like. The record is from RefSeq and is a predicted model, not a curated record. NCBI's taxonomy places the organism in Eukaryota, Viridiplantae, Streptophyta, Magnoliopsida, Santalales, Ximeniaceae. The transcript is spliced from 3 exons. Gene Ontology annotation, biological process: hydrogen peroxide catabolic process; response to oxidative stress. Bases 1 to 966 code for a protein of 321 amino acids. Gene Ontology annotation, molecular function: heme binding; peroxidase activity.